This is a messenger RNA of Grammomys surdaster, 2507 nucleotides long. RefSeq names its product glypican 6 (gene Gpc6). Gene Ontology annotation, biological process: regulation of signal transduction; cell migration; regulation of protein localization to membrane. The record is from RefSeq and is a predicted model, not a curated record. Bases 1 to 1668 code for a protein of 555 amino acids. The transcript is spliced from 9 exons. Gene Ontology annotation, cellular component: extracellular region; plasma membrane; synapse. NCBI's taxonomy places the organism in Eukaryota, Metazoa, Chordata, Mammalia, Rodentia, Muridae.
AUGCCUUCUUGGAUCCGGGCUGUGAUUCUUCCUCUCUCCGGGCUGCUGCUGACCCUCCCGGCCGCGGCGGACGUGAAGGCUCGGAGCUGCAGCGAGGUCCGUCAGGCUUACGGUGCCAAGGGAUUCAGCCUGGCGGACAUCCCCUACCAGGAGAUCGCAGGGGAGCACCUACGCAUCUGCCCUCAGGAAUAUACCUGCUGCACCACGGAAAUGGAAGACAAGUUAAGCCAACAGAGUAAACUGGAGUUUGAAAACCUUGUAGAAGAGACAAGCCAUUUUGUGCGGACCACGUUUGUGUCAAGGCACAAGAAAUUUGAUGAAUUUUUCCGCGAGCUGCUGGAAAACGCAGAGAAGUCCCUAAAUGACAUGUUUGUCCGGACCUAUGGGAUGCUGUAUAUGCAGAAUUCGGAGGUAUUCCAGGACCUCUUCACUGAGCUAAAGAGGUACUACACAGGAGGUAACGUCAACCUGGAGGAGAUGCUCAAUGACUUCUGGGCUCGGCUCUUGGAACGGAUGUUCCAGCUGAUAAACCCCCAGUAUCACUUCAGCGAGGACUACCUGGAAUGUGUAAGCAAGUACACAGACCAGCUGAAGCCAUUUGGAGAUGUGCCACGGAAACUGAAGAUUCAGGUCACCCGUGCUUUCAUUGCGGCUCGCACCUUCGUCCAGGGCCUGACAGUGGGCAGAGAAGUUGCCAACCGAGUUUCCAAGGUGAGCCCCACCCCUGGGUGCAUCCGGGCUCUCAUGAAGAUGUUGUACUGCCCCUACUGCCGAGGCUUGCCCACUGUGAGACCUUGCAACAACUACUGCCUCAACGUCAUGAAGGGCUGUCUGGCCAACCAGGCGGAUUUGGACACUGAGUGGAAUCUCUUCAUAGAUGCAAUGCUCUUGGUAGCUGAGCGACUGGAAGGGCCAUUCAACAUUGAGUCAGUCAUGGACCCAAUAGACGUCAAGAUCUCUGAAGCCAUUAUGAACAUGCAGGAAAACAGCAUGCAGGUGUCGGCGAAGGUCUUUCAAGGCUGUGGCCAGCCCAAACCUGCUCCCGCUCUGAGAUCUGCUCGCUCGGCUCCAGAAAAUUUUAACACCCGUUUUCGGCCCUACAACCCUGAGGAAAGACCCACAACUGCAGCAGGCACAAGCUUGGACCGGCUGGUCACAGACAUAAAAGAGAAACUGAAGCUCUCUAAAAAGGUCUGGUCAGCAUUGCCCUACACCAUCUGCAAGGAUGAGCGUGUGACAGCAGGAACCUCCAACGACGAGGAGUGCUGGAACGGACACAGCAAAGCCAGAUACUUGCCUGAGAUCAUGAACGAUGGGCUGACCAACCAAAUCAACAAUCCUGAGGUGGAGGUGGACAUCACACGGCCAGACACUUUCAUCAGACAGCAGAUCAUGGCUCUCCGCGUGAUGACCAACAAACUGAAGAAUGCGUACAAUGGCAAUGAUGUCAACUUCCAAGACACAAGUGAUGAAUCCAGCGGCUCAGGCAGCGGCAGUGGUUGCAUGGAUGAUGUGUGUCCCACGGAGUUCGAGUUUGUCACCACCGAGGCCCCUGCGGUGGACCCAGACCGCAGAGAAGAGGAAUCUUCGGCCUCGAAGCUUAGCUCCUCCCUGACGUCCUGGUCUCUGGUCUGCGUGGUCUUGGCCUUGCAGAGACUCUACAGAUAAUCGUGGGCUUUGGUCAAACGAAACUGCAUUUUAGCUCUUCUGUGGCCAACACCCUUUCUUUCUUACACUCUUGGGCAAUGGACCACGCCACAAAACUCGCCGUUUUCUAUGACAAGAGAGCAGUCUUGCGAUCUGGCUCCCCUUUGUUUUCCCAAAGAGUACCGGGUACCAGAUGGUCUGCUUCUCUUUCCUUCAGCUAUCUGUGGGGACCUCGUUUAUUCCAGAGAGAAUUCUUACUCAAAUCUUUCGUACCAAGAGAUUUUUUCUUACCGUCAUUUGCUUUUAUGCUGCAAAAUUAAAAGAAUUUCAUGUUGUGAGGGUUUUUUGUUUUUUGACUUCUUUUUUACAACCCAUUUAAAAUAGGAAGAAAAUAAUUUUCCAUUUCAAAUCAGGCCAAACCCCAAGACAACUGCAUUUUCAGCAAGGAAGCAAACAAAGGAGAGAAAAUAAAAGAACUCUCAUGCUAUCAGGUUUGGCAUUGACAGCCAACUCCUGGGGUGAGCUUUUCUGUGACAAACGAGGUUUACAAAAAUGCUUAUGAGGAGAAGGUAUAACAUUUUUAUGUAGUGGAAAUACACUGUUGUCUUGGACUCUAACCAAACUGAUUCGGAGGUACCGAUAGGAAAUUUAGGACUGUCUUUAUAUGAGCGUAAUCUUGUUGCAACUCAACUCCUCUCUUCCACCUGCCCGAUCCCACCUCUCACGGACAGCAGCAUUUUCUGUCUUCUAAAGUCUGUCCGUUGUAUCCAAUUGACACUGAUUGUCUUCAGUUUUUCAUAGAUGCCCCCCCCCAACUAGUCUCCUCUCUCCUAGGCCUUGACUAAAACAAUCAUCUUCAA